CCGGCCCAUCGAUGCGCAUUUUACCUCUCUCUAAUUCGAUCCGUCUUAUCUGAUCUAAAACUGACUAAAUCUAGCUAGCCGAUCGAUACGAUCAAUGGAAACCCACUUGCUACUGGAAUCCGCACAAGAUCUCGAUUUCCUCGACACGAUUCGUAGCUUUCUCCUCGACGACGCCGAGGACGGCGCCCAAUUCGGCGCUGCGGCAUUGUACGGUGAGAGCCUGCCGGAAGAGUUAGUUGCAGCGUCAUUGCCGGCAGCGCAACAGGUGGUGCGGCGCCCGAGGGGGAUGAACUACCGCGGGGUGCGGAAGCGGCCGUGGGGGAAGUACGCGGCGGAGAUCCGGGACCCCGCUCGCAAUGGCGCCCGCGUCUGGCUGGGCACCUAUGGGACGGCCGAGGAGGCGGCGCGGGCGUACGACCUCGCCGCCUUCCGCAUUCGCGGCUCCCGUGCGCUCCUCAACUUCCCCCACCUCAUCGACUGCGCCGCCCGACAGGACGACGGCGUCGGCGCCGAGAAUUCGCGCAGGAAGAGGGCGCCGCCGCCGCCGCCUGAUUCGCCCGAGUCGUCGCUGUCUGAUCAGUCGUCGGGGAAUGAGACUAAAAGGAGUAAGAGGGUGGUGGCGGCGGCGGCUGCUGCUGUAGUUACCGUUCCUUCCGCCGGCCGUCAACCAGAGUUAGAGAUUAAUGACGGAGGACUCCUAAGCAAUAUUAAUUUUAUCGAUGUUUUUAAUUAUAUGUAAAAAAAUAAUAUAUAUGGUUGAGCCAGCUAGAAAGUUGUUUAAAGGUGCUGGUUAUUGUUAAUUCCUUUAAUAAUCUUCCGUUGUUGGAGUUCAAUUUUGCAUUUUAUU
Messenger RNA from Zingiber officinale, 847 nucleotides. Its product is annotated as ethylene-responsive transcription factor 2-like. NCBI's taxonomy places the organism in Eukaryota, Viridiplantae, Streptophyta, Magnoliopsida, Zingiberales, Zingiberaceae. The record is from RefSeq and is a predicted model, not a curated record. The transcript has a single exon. Gene Ontology annotation, biological process: regulation of DNA-templated transcription; ethylene-activated signaling pathway. Gene Ontology annotation, molecular function: DNA binding; DNA-binding transcription factor activity. Bases 95 to 739 code for a protein of 214 amino acids.